Oryctolagus cuniculus (rabbit) is the source of this 1153-nucleotide messenger RNA. It is a transcript of the gene DNASE1, whose product is annotated as deoxyribonuclease 1. Gene Ontology annotation, biological process: DNA catabolic process. Lineage: Eukaryota; Metazoa; Chordata; Mammalia; Lagomorpha; Leporidae. Gene Ontology annotation, molecular function: deoxyribonuclease I activity; DNA binding. The record is from RefSeq and is marked provisional. Gene Ontology annotation, cellular component: nucleus.
CCGGGAUCCUGAGCCCAACAGGUCUACCGGGGCCUUGGGGUCAGUUUUCUUCAGCGGCCUCCCUUUGUAAACUAACAUUUUUCCUUAAAGCAGCAAAAGGAGAAAAAUUAACAUCCGAAUAUUCCACAAUUGGAGAAUUACUGCACUCUCAUUGUCUUGGCAUGAGGAGCGAGAUGCUGACGGCGCUGCUGACCCUGGCUGGCCUGCUGCAGGUGGCCGGGUCUCUGAAGAUUGCAGCCUUCAACAUCCGGUCUUUUGGGGAGACCAAGAUGUCUAAUGCCACCCUCACCAGCUACAUCGUGCGGAUCCUGCAACGCUACGACAUCGCCCUCAUCCAGGAGGUCAGAGACAGCCACCUGACGGCCGUGGGCAAACUGCUGGACAAGCUCAAUGAGAAGGCCGCAGACACCUACCGCUUUGUGGCCAGUGAGCCCCUGGGGCGCAGCACCUACAAGGAGCGGUACCUCUUCGUGUACAGGCCUGACCAGGUGUCUGUCCUGGACAGCUACUACUACGAUGACGGCUGUGAGCCCUGUGGGACUGACACCUUCAGCCGAGAGCCAGCCGUUGUCAGGUUCUCCUCCCCGUCCACGAAGGUCCGCGAGUUCGCCAUCGUGCCCCUGCACUCAGCCCCCGAGGACGCGGUAGCGGAGAUCGAUGCUCUCUACGACGUCUACCUGGAUGUCCAGAAGAAGUGGGGCCUGCAGGAUGUCAUGCUCAUGGGGGAUUUCAACGCGGACUGCAGCUACGUCACCUCCUCCCAGUGGUCGUCCAUCCGCCUGCGCACGAACCCUGCCUUCAAGUGGCUGAUUCCUGACACGGCGGACACCACGGCCACCUCCACCAACUGUGCCUAUGACAGAAUCGUGGUCGCCGGACCUCUGCUGCAGGACGCUGUUGUCCCCAACUCGGCCGCUCCUUUCAACUUCCAGGCUGCGUACGGACUGAGCAACCAACUGGCCCAGGCCAUCAGUGACCACUACCCUGUGGAGGUGACGCUCGCCUGAUGCGGCGGCUCCCGGGCCCCACCCCCAGCACGGGGUGGGGGCUUCCUUCUCCAGCAUCCCUGCCUCCCAGCGCCCACACAGAAGCCUGAAGUGUAGGUGCAGAGCCACCUUUUAAUGCAGGUCAAUAAAGAGGGUGCUUGGCCUUA